Molecule: messenger RNA, 2276 nt
Organism: Scatophagus argus
Lineage: Eukaryota; Metazoa; Chordata; Actinopteri; Scatophagidae
Gene: krt8
Product: keratin 8
Exons: 8
Coding region: 132-1688 (518 amino acids)
Biological process (GO): intermediate filament organization; keratinization
Cellular component (GO): keratin filament
Molecular function (GO): structural constituent of skin epidermis
Source: RefSeq, a predicted model, not a curated record
CUCAUUUCUAUCCACUCUGGUCUCUCCCCUCUGCUGGCCUGCCUGCCUGCCUGCCAAGCCAACCGAGCCAUUCGGUCUGACCUCCCAGACUCAAUUCAUCCAAAAGAGAAGAAACUACUCCAGGUUUUAGAAUGUCAAGUUAUAAGAGCACCAGUUACAGCGUGAAGACUUCUUCCGUCCCACGGAACUUCAGCAGCAACUCCUACGCUGGACCAAGUGUCAGCCGCAGGAACUACAAUGUCAGAAGUUCCUUUGCAGGAGGGAACAGGGGCUUUGGAGGAGCUGGCAUCACCAGCAGCAGCGCCUAUAGCCUGAGCUCAAGCAUGGGUGGCACAGGCAUGGGCAUAGGUGGAGGCAUGGGUGGAGGCUAUGGUGUUGGCAUGGUUUCCCAGGCCCCCAUCACCGCUGUUACUGUCAACAGGAGCCUGCUGGCCCCCCUGAACCUCGAGAUUGACCCCACCAUCCAAGCUGUCCGCACCCAGGAGAAGGAGCAGAUCAAGACCCUCAACAACCGCUUUGCUUCCUUCAUUGACAAGGUUCGUUUCCUGGAGCAGCAGAACAAAAUGCUGGAGACCAAGUGGAACCUGCUGCAGGGACAGACCACCACCCGCUCCAACAUAGACGCCAUGUUCGAGGCCUACAUCGCCAACCUGCGCAGACAGCUGGACAGCCUGGGCAACGACAAGAUGAAGCUGGAGGCUGACCUGCACAACAUGCAGGGCCUGGUAGAAGACUUUAAGAACAAGUACGAAGAUGAGAUCAACAAGCGCACAGAGUGUGAGAACGACUUUGUCCUCAUCAAGAAGGAUGUCGAUGAGGCCUACAUGAAUAAGGUUGAGCUGGAGGCCAAGCUGGAGAGUCUGACAGAUGAGAUCAACUUCCUCAGGUCGAUCUACGAGGAGGAACUUCGUGAGCUGCAGAGCCAGAUCAAGGACACUUCAGUCAUUGUGGAGAUGGACAACAGCCGCAAUCUGGACAUGGAUGCCAUUGUGGCUGAAGUGAGGGCUCAGUAUGAGGACAUCGCCAAUCGCAGCCGCGCUGAGGCAGAGUCAUGGUACAGGACUAAGUAUGAGGAGAUGCAGACAUCCGCCAACAGAUAUGGAGAUGACCUGAGGUCAACCAAGACAGAGAUUGCAGACUUGAACCGCAUGAUCCAGAGACUGACAUCAGAGAUUGAUGCUGUCAAGGGACAGCGUGCCAAUCUGGAGGCCCAGAUCGCAGAGGCUGAGGAGCGUGGUGAGCUGGCUGUGAAAGACGCCAAGGCCCGCAUUAGAGACUUGGAAGAGGCUCUGCAGAGAGCCAAACAGGACAUGGCCCGCCAGAUCAGAGAAUAUCAGGACCUGAUGAACGUCAAGCUGGCUCUGGACAUUGAGAUUGCUACCUACAGGAAGCUACUGGAAGGAGAGGAGGACAGGCUGGCAAAUGGCAUCAAGGCCAUCAACAUCUCCCAACAGAGCACAAGCUAUGGUGGUUUUCCCAUGGAUAGCAUGAAGUCCAGCUACUCAAGCAACUACUCCAGUGGUUUCAGCAGCGGAUAUGGCAGCAGCUUGGGUGGCUUCAGCGGCUUCAGCGGCGGCAGCGGCGGUGGAUACAGCACCACCCAGAGCAAGAAAAACGUCGUUAUCAAGAUGAUUGAGACCAAGGACGGCAGAGUGGUGUCUGAGUCCUCUGAAGUAAUUGAGGAUUGAGCUGUCUAGUUCAGAUUUACCUACCUGUCUGCUCUCCUCCACCUCUCUUGUAGUUUUGUACUUAAAGUUCACCCCUUAACUAUCAUAAUAAACAAGUCUGAUGUCAAAUGCUUGCCAGCCACUCUUCAAUAGAGCCUAAUUAUGUUUUUCAUGAAGCAAUAAAAGAUACUAACACUACCAAAGAUCUAAAAGGGACCAAAGAAUUUAUUUUGUUUAUCUAACUGUCUGUACUAAAAAAAUAACUGUCUCACAAAGUGAGAUAAAUGGGCAAAUUGCAACUUUGAAAAAAAAAAAUAUAUACAUGACACUCCCUUGAAAUCUACUUCAUACACAAAAGGCUGUUUCCUUCAAAAUGGUGUUGCAACGUGGACUGUAGUGUUGUAGAAGGAUGUGAAUGUACUGAAACAACAUCGUUGGUCAGCCAGUGUCUUAAAAAUGCCUGCUGCAGUAGGUAGUGCAUGUCUUCCCUGUGCGUGUCCUGUAACUGAAACUGUUCGACCCCUUAGGAGACUGCCCAGUUCAUACUGUUGUCCUGAGGUGCUGUUUUUGCUACCAAAACAAAUAAAAAUGUGUUUACUGAAAAAAAAA